Messenger RNA from Cyclocybe aegerita, 1341 nucleotides. Lineage: Eukaryota; Fungi; Basidiomycota; Agaricomycetes; Agaricales; Hemipholiotaceae. The record is from the annotation of a GenBank genome assembly.
UGAAUGGGAACCAACUACUCCUUGCUUUGGAAGCAUUAACGCCCUGUCGGUUGAAGGACGGAUUUUGCGUGAUCACACGCAACGCGUCUCACGAGGUCUUGCGACUGCUUACAGAGCUUAAUCUCUUCUUUAGGUAUAAGACGCUCUCCAGCCACGCCUUGCAGAACAUAACGACACAAAUUUCUCUCGCCGCUCGUCGGAUAAUGUCUUCACCCGCUGCUCUCAAACUCAAAGUCGGUUUCGUUGGUUUGUCGAGCUCAGGUUGGGCAUCGGACGUUCUUGGACCAGCCCUUCUCGACGCGUCGCUUCGCUCCAAGUACGAUCUCGUCGCAGUGUCUACCACUUCUGCCACUUCCGCCGACACGUCUUCCAAACUGUACUCCGAGAAGGUUGGACAUCUCAUUAAACCGUACUACGGCGACACAUCUCAAAUCGCCAACGAUCCCGACGUGAAUUUGGUGGCCGUAUCCGUCAAGGCGCAGUUUCACAAACAGGCCAUCUUGCCUGUGAUCAAUGCAGGGAAGGAUUUCUUCCUGGAGUGGCCAGCUGGCUCGUCUGUGACGGAGACGGAAAUAAUUGCCGAGGCAACGAGGAAGAAGGGCGUCAAAUCCAUUGUUGGGUUGCAGGGCCGGCAUUCGCGCACAAUUGCCAAGGUCAAAGAAAUUUUGGCCUCGGGGACCAUUGGCCCAAUUCGCUCGACACAUAUAGUUGCGCACAUCGGGAGAGAGGUCACAUCCUGGCCGCCUCUCGUCCGCGAAAAGGCUUCGUACACGGCGGAGAAGAGGAACGGUGUGACCAGGCUUGACGUCCCAAUUGGACACCAACUCGACACCUUCACCUAUCUUCUAGGCGAUUUUACUUCCUUGACAGCGACAGACGCGACUCUCUACCCCACCGGCACGCUCAUCGACGAUUCCGGGAAGCCAACCGGGAAGACCUUCCCCUCCGAGACGCCCGACCACUUCGCCAUCUCAGGUGUGCUCUCCUCUGGGGCCGUCGCGAACCUCUUCUACAGAGGCGGGUACGCCUCCGAACCGGAAACAGGCCGCCGUCAGUACGUUUGGGAGAUCGACGGCGAGGACGGCACCAUACGGUUGGAAUCUGACCAUGUCUAUGGCGCUUUCACGAACAUUUUUGAGCCGAAGUUGUAUUUGAAUGGGAAGGAGGUCGAAGUUGAAGGUGCUGGCCCAGUGGGUUCGUUAGACUCCGCUACGACUGCUUGGAGGGAGUUCGCGGAAGGCCACGGGAAGUAUGCAACGAUUGAUGAUGCCUUGAAGAACCGCAGGCUUUUGGAUGCUAUUGAGAGGAGUGCGAAGGAGGGCAAGAGGGUGUCUCUGUGAU